Messenger RNA from Motacilla alba alba, 11010 nucleotides. It is a transcript of the gene GRAP2, whose product is annotated as GRB2 related adaptor protein 2. The record is from RefSeq and is a predicted model, not a curated record. The coding region runs from base 8065 to 8952 and encodes 295 amino acids. The transcript has 8 exons. Lineage: Eukaryota; Metazoa; Chordata; Aves; Passeriformes; Motacillidae. Gene Ontology annotation, molecular function: protein binding.
UGGGGGCUUGCUUCUUUUGCUGUGAGGUUUUACGGGUAGAUGCAUUGGCUAAACUAGCAUUUCAUUUUCUACAGAGUUAAACAAGUAAGGGCUUAUCUGCAAGGCUUGAGAUUCAGUGUGCUUUCUUUUCCACUGCAGGUGCAUCAGGUUUUUUUCCUUGUCAGUGGGGGAUCAGGACUGUGCACAGGAGGAGCGUAUUUAUUGGAACAGAGCAAAGAAAAUAAUGAAUAGGAAUUUUUUUUUAUUAGUCACAAGCACAAGGCAAAGAAAUAAUCAGUUUUCCCUGGCUGGGAAAAAUUAAAGGUUGCUCUAGCAGAGAUCAGGCUAUUGUGUCUCCAAGACACUCAUUGUGAUCUACUGAAAGGGGCAAGAUGCCUAGAAAGAAAAAUGCUUCUGGCAACUGGAGAUUUGGCAUUGUUGACCCUCCUUUUGCUCAAAACCAGGGCUCUGCUGCUCAAGUAAGCUGUUUUUCCUGACCUCCUAUGUCUUCUAUGAAAUGUGGUGGUUUCUCAAGGGGUCAGACAGGGGCGUAAUUUUUCCUCAAUUGCUUUUUAAUGUUGUUGUAAAGCUUCUUGAUGCAUUGUAAGCAUAAUAGGCAAUAUUCUUAUGAGACACAUCUUUAGACUGGAGUGCUAUAGAGCUGUAUGGCAAGGUCAUACAUGUGUUUCAUGUGUGUUUGUGUGCGUAAAGUUCAUAAUGCUUGUCUUGUAGGAGCAAAAGGACAUCAGUCUCCAAGACAUGAUUUAGUAGCAUCCUAUCAGUACAGUAUUUUCUUAGAAAAAACAAUAAUCUAAGCUCUCUUCAGCAGCAGCAGGAGAGCCUGUCACAUUUGUAAUUGACCAGUGAAGAAAGGUUUAACGAUAAUUGAGCUUCUAGUAAAUGGGCAUGGCAGGAGGAACUGGGCUUUGGGAUGAGAAAGAGUUACCUACCAGUUAUGUUUUGACAUGGAAGAUCAUAGGUGAUGGAGCCAGCAGUGCCAGUCAUCCACUUGAAAGUGGAAAAGAGAGAAACUCAUGCUUUAGCCUCUGCUCCCGUGUUUCUGAAUAGGACAAAACCUCUGGCUAUCAUGUGAUGGCAUAAUGAGUUGUGGAACAGAUAGCACACAUCUCCUACCACACCCUUCUGCACACAUCUCCUGAAAUUGUUAAGACUGAUGUAUCUGCCUGGGCAAAACAGGCAACUUGCAGAAAAAGGGGGCUCUCUUUUCAGAAAAAGCAGGCUAUUUGUCCUGAUCUCCUACACCUUCUCGCUUUGGUUUGCAUAAGGUAUAGCGGGUCUGCAGGCUUGUCUGGUUUCUUAAAGUUAUAGCCAUUACUCUAGCAAGAGACAUCACUUUCCUCUUCAAACUUCAUCUUCCUUUACCUGGUUACAUAGAAUUUCUUUUUUUUUCCCUGAUGAUUACACUUACUCUGGCAACCAUGCAGCACUACCCUCCAUUUCUGCUGAUUCAAGGGCCAGCAGCACAGUUGUGAUGUCUCCUGCAUGAUGUUACACUUUGCCUUCCCAAUCAACUUGCAGUUUGACAGCAGCUCUCCUUAGCCACAAGCAAUAUCUGAAAGUCUGGCAGGCAAGAGGUUGCUAUUAAGUCACAGUUCUGGAACUACUGUUGUAGGCAGUCUCUUUCGGUUUAUUUUUAUUGUCUGAUACAAUGAAAAUUACCUUCAUUCUCUUCCCUGUGUUUCUUCCCUUAACAUUUUUUCCACUUGAAAUUCUCCUCUUAGUGGAGCUGUAAUGUAUAUAUGUAUGUAUGUAUGUAUGUAUGUGUGUGUAGAUAGAUAGAUAGAUAGAUAGAUAGAUAUUUUUAUAUGUAUAUAUGUAUAUGUGUGUAUAUAUAUGUGCAUAUUCGUAUACACACACCAUAAAAUACACUCACUGGCAAGUUCAGUCUCUGGUGUCAGUUAGAAGAACCUACCCACUGUGGCUGACAAAACACCACAUUUGACGAGUAAGGAAGUAUUGCUACCAACAGUUGAUACGCCUGGGCCUUUGGGGCUCAUUUUAGUUUGCUUGGAUUUUUAUAAAUCUAAAUCAGGCCCUGAUUUCUUCUACCUGUCUUCCUCAUCUCCAGAGUCUGGUUUUGGUCUAAGAAGAAUGUAGCAAUUCUGUCUUUUAUCAGUUCCUCAAAUUGCUGUAUAGAAUCAUAGAAUCAUUCAGGUUGGAGAAGCCUCCUGAAAUCGAGUCUGACUGUUAACCCAGCGCUGCCAUGUUCACUGCUGAGCCAUGUCCCAAAGUGCCACAUGUAUGUUCAGUGAUGGCAGCACACCUAAUUCAAAGCUCAGGGCUGACUGCCAGCCAUAUCCCAGUCAGCACAAAUAUUAUGCAGAAGACCCUCGAUAUCUUUGCAAAAUCUUUAUUUUGUAGCUCCCUUGAAGGAGUCCCUGGCAUCUUUUUAGCUUAGCUUUCCACCAUUCUUUGUAUAUUUGGCCAGGAAAGGAAGUAUAUUACCAUCACUAGUUUUUGUCUUUCCUGCACAAGCCUCUCAUCUUAAUGUCUGCACACAUUUUUGCCUAUUAAUGGGUGUUUUGCCCAGCCUUUAAGACAGGUGAGUGUGAACUCUUUCACUUUAUAAUCAGGCCCACGUACAUGAGUGUGAUGACACUGAGAUGACAGAAGCACUAAAGCUGUACCAGCCUAAUUUGACAACCUGCUAAAAAACCCUGCUGCCCUGAGAAGGCAGGAUUAUGGGUUUUGGUACCCCACUCAAUUGAAAUAUCUCUAUGUAUGGCUGCACUGAACUUCUUAAAUGUGUCCUACAGUUCAGAGAGGUGAAGUGACUUGCCCAGGAAUGCACAGCAAGUCUUUAACCAAGCUGGACUUGGAAAAUGGAUUCCUACUCUUCUUUUCUCACCACUAAACAAGUCUGAUUCAUUUCUGCAUUUAUAGUGAUAAUUCGAUUUUAAAUAUGAUUUCAAAUGACUGCUUUUUUAAAGGGGGGAGGGAAAGAGACUUGCACAAACGCGAGUAGAAUUGGUAGAGACAUCAGGUAAGCUAACAAAAGCUACCCAAUGUGUGUACUAUAAACAUCAUGGUUCAAGACACAAACUAAUUCCCAUGGUACAGCCCUUCUAGGGGGCUGAUAUUGUACUCAAAUGCUUCUGAUGCUUGAUUGCUACUGUCCUAGGGAAUCUGGUGGAGGGGAAGGGUGUCUUCCUUUUCUUUUGACUUUUGCCCAGAAUGCUCUCUCUGAAGCAUAAUUGCUGUCUAUUAUUUCUAGAAGGAUUUCAAAUAGAUGAGAAUUUUUAAAAAAAUGUUUUGGAAUGGUCUGAAUUCUUCCUGUAGCCUUUUUUUUUUAAUUGUUCUGCUAAUUAGAGAACCAUGCUAAAGUACCCUUUAAAUAAUAUCUAAGCAGGAGGGACUAAUCUUUGAGGAAUAAGCUUGCUAAGAAUGGACACAUUAUCCUGGCACUAAAAUCAGAGGUCAGUACUGCAAAAUAUAAUGAGGUAAAUGAAAAUUACUUGAACACCUAAAUGAACAUCAUGCGCUAACACAUGAUUAAAUUUCUUUUUACCUCUCUUGGAAUUCUAAGAACCAUCCUUCCUUUCUCUCCCCAACUCAGUCUUUUUUUAUAAAUAGCUUUAUCUUUUUGGAGCAGUGUACAGUACUUAGUAACAUGCCACUUUUUCCCCCCGAGGCAUUGUAUACCUUACAUUCUCCAGUCUUUCCUUUCCAGUUCCCUAGUUGUUUUAUUUUGUUGUCUCAUAAUGAAAAAAAAACCACCAGUAACUUGUAGAGUACAAACUUAAACCCCCAGAAUUCUGACAUUUCUUUUUCUUUUUUUUUUUAAAUCUAGCUACAUAAAUAACAUCAUGUUUCUAGGUCAGAGGCACUUGCAAUCCAAACAGUGAUUAUCUUACGAUAUGGACCAACUUCUGAAAUUGUCUCUGUGCGUAAUCAGGCUAUGGUAAUUGUUUCUCAUGUGAAGUGUAGAGUGUCUAAAGCCCGGACACUGGAGGCUUCUCCCUCGCUGUUUGUACAUGGCACUUGCUGUAUUGCAUCAGACUGUUUGUCUGUCACAUCCAGUACACUUCUCCAGUAGUGGUCAAAAAUAUUGAUUCUGAGAAAGGUGACCAAACCCUCUAUGAACCAAGCAUGCACAGCUCCACACAGGGAUGGAAGAAAUGCUUUCUAAUUCUGUCAGGGAGAUUCGUUUAGUUUCAAGCGGUAUUAUCAAGUCUCAAGCUGUAUUGUCAUUACACUGCUUGGACUGCACUCUCUUGAUAAUUCUAAUAGUCUAACAGAUUUCUGAGAUUAAAUCUAUCGAAAGAGAAAAAACCUCCCAAUUUCCUCAACUCUCAAAGAUAACUGAGUCUGGUCUGUAAAUACUUUCCCAUCUUAGACAGAAGAUGAAUCUUAAUUCAUUGAAGCCAUCAAGUACUGCUAUGUUCUCAGUAGAAGGGAAUGAAUGACAGGCAAUAUUAUAUUGCAAAAAAUUACAUCAGUGGUGUCAUAAUCAUGUCAUUACCUUCAGCAGAGGCCAUGUGCAGCACUUGCAUCUUUUGCCUACUGGUCUGACAUAGCAUAUAUUGCUGUGUCAUGUACCCCAAGUAAUGACACCUGUACUGUGUGCCUAAAAGGUUAAAUGCUCUCUUCUCCAUUCGCUUAAACAAGCACAUUCAGUAACGAAAAUCUCUGAAUGUCUGUGUUGUCAGAUUAGCCUUAAAUGAUCUUCAAGAAAAUAUUUUCCCCUUCCCACAACAUCACACAAGGCAGCUCACAGUGGGGCUGACGCUGCUGCUCACAGAGUUUCCUCAUUGCAAGCAGCAGCUGCUUCGCUCUGUUUCCAGCAGAAGUGAAGCCAACUGCUCCUGCUGAAAUAUGGUGGAGGUUCUACUGUCUACUGAGAAGCCUGGUGUGAAGUGAUGAACAUUUUGAAAGGACCAUUCUAACGGUUGGCAGUCCAGGUGUCUCGAAAGCUCUAUUUGUAGCAUCAUCAGAAGGAGUAAAUCAAACUCCAAGUGUUUUAUGAAGGGAAAUUUUUUAAUUAAAAGUAUUGUAAAGGUAGAAAAAGCUUGGAAAAAAUCUUGGAAAAAAAUCUUGUCUACACAAGAUUUCUGUGAUCUUCAAGCAGAUUAACAAUUCCGUUAUUGUGGCCAUAAAAACAAAUUAAAGAUCAAACACAAAGUGUCAAGUUUCUUAAAAAACCUCAUAUUUAAGAAUAAUUUUACUUAGUAAAUUAAUAAAUACAUGUAGGUGUAACAUCUCAGGAAAUUCAUUGGAUGUGCCCAUACAGUUAACGCUGUAAUUCUUAAUGUAUGCUGUGUUUCUCAUACAUAGCAAAACCACUGAAUCUUUAUUUUAAGUUCAAAGCUGAGGUCAGCUGAAGGUACAUAGACAUUACUAGUACCUCCAUAGUACAUACUAAUUAAUUUAUUUUUAUUUUCUAACUAGUUUUCAACAUUGUUCUGACUGUUUCCCUUGACUGUUGAAGUCACUGGAGCAAACAAGGUUGAAGAAAGCACAAGAUGAUGUCUGUAGAAAUUAAUCAUUCAUUAAUAAGUGCAACUGUGAAAAGGAUUUAGAAAUACUUUCUUAAAUCUCCAGGGCUUUUGAGGGUCAGUUGUUUAAGCAUUCUGAGUUUUAUUAUUAAUUAGUUCUUUUACAGAAAAGCUUCAACUGACUUUCAGACACUGUUGACGUUGGAGGCUCUGUACUAGAAGUUAUAUCUCCAUUGCCAAAAACAAGCAGUGUUUAAUAGUCAAGUGGUUUACCCAGGUGUACUGCUCCGUAUGGAAUCUCAGGGAAGAAAAGGCACAGGUGAUUUCAUGGCAUUGUAGCUAGCUGUGGACGAUGCAAAAUGUCUCCUCGGGGGUGUACCUCUAACAGCUCAGUAAUAAUUUCAGUGGCAAUUUAAUAAGGAGUGGUUGUCUUGAUGUAAAAAAGAAAAAAGAAAACCAACUAAACACAUCAGUUCUUGAGAUGCAGACAAAGUCAUAGCAGAAGAAAACCCGGGCCUCAGCAAGCUCCUUCUUAAGAGACGGGUAAAGGAAGAGUGGGAAGUAGAAGGAAGGAAAGAUGAAGGGCUUGUUGGGAUGAGGAGCUCUCCCAGUGUUAUCCCAGGGCAGUUGUUUAGGUACUCCAGAAAAAAAUUCCUUUUUCCGGGUUGAUUUCUGUUUCUUUGGUAGUGCCCUAAAGCUCCCCACAUCUGCUUUUGUCUCACUGUGAUAAGUCAUCAGGGCACCACCCUCAACUGAAGGAUCCUUUCACCUCCACCACCAGCUAAACAGAUUUUACCAUUCCUUGCACACUACACAGAGACACUGGGAAUGGUAGCACACUUGUAGCCACUGCUUUGAGUCUUCUAAGCACUUUGUGAUUUCAGCUGGUAAUUUUGGGGAGAUUUCUAAAACCUCAGUGCUUUAGGAGGUACUUGACUCAAACAGAGUCAAGCUCUUUUCUCUGAGUCAAUACUGAAGGAUGCGCCCGAGCACAUUUCUUGCACAUGGGACCCGCAUCUGUAGGUUGAUUGCCUGUGGUUAUCAAUUAUCCUUCAGUUAAUUGCACAAGCCUAAAGGCAUUCUGCCCUGAUAACCCAGGCAGGUCAGUUUGAUUACAGUUUGCCUUCUGCAUAUCUGACAUUUCAAUUUUAAUUGGGCAGUUGUUGCUUCUGCUCCUAACCUGCUGUGCACUGCUGAAAAGCACUGGAGGAUGGAUUUCAUUGUUAGGUGAAGGGAUAAAUAGAGUCAGGGAAAGCAGCUGCCAAACUAGAGGUGUCCUCCAGGGUAAAGCUGGGGUCGAAGGACACAGUCAUCAUAUUUUAACAUUCAGACUUACCAGUUCAGCUAACCCAUACCAGGCGUGUCCAGAGAAGUGUUAUUUUCAGUGAGGCUGCAGGAAAAAAACACCAGAGCUCAUAACAGGGCUUCUUCAUUAAAGUGCUGGGUAGUUUUAGCAAGCAAAGGCAAAGGAACAGCUGUAAUUCUUUAAAACACACCAGGGAGAAGCUAUACAUCAAUGUGGUCUGUGUCUAGUACUGCUGCAUCCCCACCCCGAUGGAGUCUAUCAGGAUAUCAGAUACACAAAGUGAGUCUGGAUAUAAUUCAUGAUUUGUGAAAUGCAUUGGGAAUUUCUUGGAAUGAGCAGUGGUUAUUUUCCUAAUGAAUUAUUGCUGUUUUGUACAGUUUUGUUUGUAUGUUUAACUUUUUUGCUUGAAAUGGUUUUUAACUUUUGAGCAGAAUGUUCUUUUGAAAUGUUAUUCUCCUUUUCAAUGUAAAUACUGGCAUGAUAUUUUUAGGAAGUGGUUUUGAAUGCAUCAUCUUCUGCUCUGCAAUCUUGGAUGCUUCACUGACUCAAGCUUCGGAAGGGCUGAGCAUCCACUGCUUUCCUUUCUAAGCUGUAGAGAUGAGUAAAAAACUCACUUCCUUUGCAAACCACAACAUCCAACCACCAUCAGACAGAGCAACCAAGAAAACAGUAUUCCAAAAUUCAGUAAAUGCUUUGUGGAUAUUUGUGGAUUAGCUUCUUUUACAAAGAUGAUCGCUUUAUUAAGUAUAAUCAUUUUUGUAAAGCUAAACUAAGAGACAAGGCUUAUCUGUCAAGGCAAAAGAGACAACCUACCAUUAUCAAAUAUUGCAAGAUAUGCAGCAGUAAUGAACCUGAACAUUGUACUCCUUAAAUGUGAAUGCAAGUAAAGUAGAUACAAGAAACUUAUAGAGAGCAGAGCAGAAAAUGGAAGUGUGGUGAGCAUAACAGGGGUUUUGGGUUUUUUCAGUAUGGAAGCAGAAUUGCAGGGUUAAUAAAGUUUUCAGAUGUAUUCAAUUUGGAAAAAUUAAUCUCAUUCAUCAUGGAAGUAAUCACAUUAAACCCUGUUUGGUUAAAUCUGCUUGUAGCAGAGCAGGGGCCUUGUUGAAGUCUUGUGACGAGUAAUUCCUGCCAUUGGCAGUUUUCUCACUGCACAGCCUGUGAGAAAAGCCUUGCCGUGAUCCAAAUGCAUCUUGAAGGACAAGAGUUGCACAGUUCCUAAAAUUUCUGGCUCUCAAAACCUUCUUCUGCAGACUUUCUAAGUAUUUAGAAGAGGAACACCUUCUUGAAGGCUGUCUGAGUUUUGCUCUGCCCCCAAGACACAGUAUGGAAGCCAUUGCCAAGUUUGAUUUCACUGCUUCUGGAGAAGACGAGUUGAGCUUCCAGGCUGGGGAUAUGUUGAAGAUUUUGAGCUCCCAGGAAGAGUGGUACAAGGCUGAGCUCAGAAGUCACGAGGGCUACGUUCCCAAGAACUUCAUUGAUUUCCAUGUUCCCCCCUGGUUUGAUGAGAAGAUAUCCCGGCACGAAGCAGAGAACCUUCUCAUGAGCAAAGGAGUCGGCUGCUUCAUCGUCCGAGCCAGUCAGAACUCUCAAGGUGACUUCUCCAUCUCUGUCAGGCAUGAAGAUGAUGUGCAACACUUCAAAGUGAUGAGGGAUUCAAAGGGUAGCUAUUACUUGUGGACAGAGAAAUUUCACUCGCUAAACAAGCUGGUGGACUACUACAAGACAACUUCCAUCUCCAGGCAGAAACAGAUCUUCCUAAGGGACAACAGCCAAGAAGAAAAGGAGAGGCGUGGUGGGAGCCUGGAACGGAUAGGUCGGGAAGGAUUCCACAUGGGAGGAGCAGCUGGAGAAGAUCAUUCUAUAUCCAAGAGAUACUUAGAGCAUCCUGUUCCCAUACUGCAGCAGCAACAGGAAAGAUAUGGUGGGAGUCUGGACAGGAACGACAUGAUGCAUAGACUAAGGGAUCCUGGCCAAGGAAGUGCAGGAGCUAUGCAACGGAGACACACAGACCCACUGCACCAGCAGACACCGCGAACGCUGUGGGUCCGUGCCUUGUACGACUUUGAUGCUAUGGAGCACGAUGAGCUGGGCUUCCGCACUGGGGACAUCCUAGAGGUCCUGGACAGCUCCAACCCAUCCUGGUGGAAAGGACGCCUGCGUGGGGAACUGGGUCUCUUUCCUGCCAACUACGUCACACCAGUGCUGCUGUAAGGGCACAGUAUGGCCCAGAGGGCUCUGCUGGAGCUGCUCUUCUGACAUGACAGGGACAGAGAAGGAGUGCAUCUUCCCUUGCCACCAGGACAUACAUUGUUUUUUGUUUUGUCUUAAUUUAUUGGCAAUUGAUCUUUUGAAAUGUUGGUAUGAAAGCGAACCCUUUGAGGAAGAAAUUUUUUACCCCUUUUUUUUCCACAGUCAUGAAGGGGAGGGAGCAAAAAUCUUGGACUGUUCAGAGAGACUUUGCUGCGUCCUCCCUGCCCUGUCACCUCUUUGGCUAACUGUUGAUAAGCUCCUACAAUUAGGUUUAUUCUGUGGAAAUGCCUCUCAGGAAUGUCAGGCUUCUGGUAAACUUCAGGUUCAGUAUUCAGGGACCCCUAUCCCUUCAUUUUGGAUCUGGUAGCAGUCACAGUCUCUUCAGGCUCCAUUCCACCUUUCUGUCAGAGGCAGGAGGGACACCCAAGUGAAUUAAAUGAUCCUUGGCCACCACAAUAAUCGUUCAUUUAGGGCUUUAGGUUAAGGUUGAGACAAUCUAGACUUUCCUUAAUAGUUCCUGGCUUUCUUCUAGUUUAACUAUUUUCUUAAUAGUUUCUGGCUUACCCAUCUCACACUGUGUGUAUGGUCUGUAUGGAUAUACCAGAUGAAGGGGAGGAACCCUUAAGCUUUUGUACAAACAUGCAAGUGGUGAAGAUAUGGGAGGACAAGAAGCUUUCUUUGCUUCUUCUCGUAGGCCUGCUCUUCAUUCUGUACCCCCUAACAACUUAGCCAUUUUCAAGCUGCUUUCGUGGGUACCUACCUUCAGCUAGAUAGUCUGAUUAGAGCAGAUCAGGCCCUUCAGCUAAAUUAGUAUCCACUGGAUUGGAUAACAAUUAAUAUCCCUCACUGGUUCCUUUUGUAGAACGGAACUGGGGAGGGAUUGGAGAGGUUUCUCUGGUUUGGUGGCAGAAGUUCUUUCCCUGAGAACUUGCUGUGCUGAGGAUCACCAUGUACACAAAUCUGACUUACUACAGAAAUGUCUCAUCCAACAGGUUAAGCUGUUAUUUUACAGUAUGCAGAGAAUAAAGCUGUAGCCAUCUAAUAGUCUAUUCUCUAUUCCAGUUUCUUUUGGAUAAAAUAAGGUAAAUUAAUAGGUUUUCAAAGAACUGCUGAGUGAAUGUCCAGAUGUGAUAAAAAUUUAUUGCAAAUGCACAUUACCUGUCCCCUUCACAAACCCUGUGAUGGGGACUCUACUGCAUAACCACUGCUCAGGCAUAUUGAUAUGAAACAAGCUGCCUGAAUUUUUCACAUGUGGGACCUCAGCAGUCAGCAAGGAGAAGUGAUAAUUAAUCAUUAUUGAAAAAGAAAGAAUAGGCAAGUGAAAACCUCUAAACACAAAUCAGACUCAGAAAAAAAAAAAAAGUUCUUAUUUUUUGUUAGUCUCGGUGGAAGAAAGGAAGAAAAAGAACUCAGGAAAUAGGUUCUUGGGGAAGGCCAAUUCAAUGUAGCUGGCCUGAAUAAAGCUGCCAGCUAGACAGAGUAUUAGCACAAAGAACCCAUUUUGAGAGAACUCCACCAAAAGCAGAUUGUUAAUGGGUGAAGUAAAAUGAGAAUAUUUAACAAGGCACAUAAGCUCUAUAGAGAAUAGAAAACUUUGAAAGACUCAGUAAGAACUUAAUGGCUACCACAGUGGUCCAGGGAAUACGACUGCCUGGGCUGGAUGUGGCCCUGUUCUCUUGCAGGAGCUCUGUUCUGGCCCUUUGGUGUCUUCUUCUGAAGGGAAGUCUAUGAGGCUUCUUCAGGAACAAGAUCCCUUAAGAUUUGCAUGAGGGUGUAACCUUAGUGACUCCAGUUUGAAGAGCAGUUUGGUGUGAUUUGGCCUUUUUUAACCUUUCUGUGUGUUGGUUGGUUUUCUCCUAAGGUAGUAAUAAAUUUGAAAACGAGAGGGUUAAUACUCAGUGAGGGAGAGGGAGAGCAUUAAGGCCAAGAGGAGAUGGAACCAAGAAACCAGAGACUAACAAAGGCAAAGGAGGAAUAAAAAUAAUGAAUCUUUCAUAUUCAGCUCUGGCUGAAACAAAA